Molecule: messenger RNA, 2635 nt
Organism: Danio rerio (zebrafish)
Lineage: Eukaryota; Metazoa; Chordata; Actinopteri; Cypriniformes; Danionidae
Source: RefSeq, a predicted model, not a curated record
UCAGUCUCAGGUUAAGGUCUCUGUCCUGUCUUUACCUGCUCUUCACCAUGAGGAGAUCACAUCAGCACUGGCAUCACGAUUAUCUUCAGACUCACGCCAGCUAACAGAAAACCAGUGGACGCUUUUAUCCCAGUCCUGCCUAUCCUGCCCUUCUCCUCUCUACCUCAAUUUAGCCCAUGCAGAGAGCAAACAAUGGAGUUCCUUCACACCCGAAAACAGCCUCAACAUCCCUAAGGAUCCAAAUCAACUUUUCAUAAACGUCCUAGUCAGUUUAGAGCGAGAGUAUGGGUCAUGUUUGGUACGACGUUUGGCUUUGCUUAUUUCACUGUCCCGCUCUGGCAUCGCUGAGGAGGAACUUUUGGUGCUUUUAGGAUGCGAUGGUCAUGUGAAGUGCGAGAUGGCGAGUUUGCAUCAUCAGACGCUUCCAGGUUCUGAAUAUUCCCCUGUGCCCUAUGCAUUUGUGGCAGGACUUUUGUACAGUUUGAGGGAUUACAUGACAGAAGUGGAAAGUGACGACACAUGGGUUUUACGCUGGACUCACACAGAGUUUUGUUGUGUUGUAUUACAGCGGUAUGCACCAACAGAAGACUCUAGAAAAGCUGUCCAUGCAGACUUUGCUGAUUAUUUCAAUGGGAGUGCUCCGAACAGCCAGGUUUUUCAACCGUUGGCUUGGAUCAGGAAGGAGAGAGGAAGAAGGUGCUAUGUGUUUAAUUUGCGCAAACUCCACUGUUUGCCAUAUCAUUAUAUCCACUCAGGGCAGAUCAUUCCUUUGCUCACUGAGUGUCUGUUUAACUACGAGUUCCUGCUGCAUAAACUGUGGGGAUUGUCCAUCUAUCACGUCCAGGAGGACCUUAAAGCGGCUGUCAUUGUGGAUAAAGAUCUUCUGGACGUUGCUGUUUUGGCUCAAGUUUUGAGUCUUUCUCAUUCUGUGCUUUUGAAUGACCCAUGCCAGCUGGCAUCUCAGCUCCUGGGUCGUUUGGAGCAGAUAAUUUGCCAAGACAAACCCGUAACUUCAGGUGACCCAAGACGAUUCUCCUUCCUUCAUGAUCUGUUAGCUCAGUGCAGAAGCUCUUCUCUGCCCGUUCUGGUGCCCUCAUACACCUGCCUGCUUCCUCCAGGUGGACUCAUGCACACACUCCUGUCAGGUCAUAUGAGUGCCGUGACCGCACUGGCUCAUGGUGGACGGCACCUUGUUUCCUGCUCGUCUGAUGGAAAGCUGAAUCUAUGGCGUCUGGACGAGCAAAUGAGGCCUGUGGGAGCCCUACCGAGGGCUCAUGGAUGCGCAGUAGACUGGGCCGCAGACUCGCUCACUCUUUGUCUGGAUGACACUGUGCUCGUGCUGCAGAUGGGCUACUGUCUGCAGGUCAGAGAGGUGCAUUCUGGGAAGGUGCUAUAUGUGGAGGAGUCAUUAGAUGUUCCUGUGGUCACAUCUGCAUGUGAUGGACGGCUGCUGGUGAUUUUCUAUGAUGGAUGUCAUAUGGUUAAGGUAUUUAAUCUUGUGUCGUCUUGUUCGCUGCUCUUUUGUGUAAACCUCACUCUGGAGUUUGAGCCCAUCCACAAAGACCAGUCAAUUGUAGUCUCCCGUCAACCUGCUAAAGACUACGUUCUCUUCGCCUACAGGAAUGGAGGAGAGGCGGCGGUGUUCAAUGCUAAAGGUGGAGUUGUGUCUUCCACAUUGAAAGCUCAGCACCCUGCAGCGGCAAUACAAGCUGUAGAGAUCAGCUCUCAGUAUUUACUGCUCUUCUGCAGAUACCCCUAUAAAAGACAAAGUGAAAUCAUUCAUAUUGAACUCUUCAGCGCUGAAUCUUUCCAGUAUCUGCGCUCCAUCUUGGGUUGCAGUCAGGACUACAUUUCCCAGGUCACUGUUGCAGGAGGCGGGUCCCACAUUGUGGCCUUCUGCCCCGCCCCUCACCAUGGCACCACUGAAAUUAUUAUCUGGAACAUUGAGACGGAAGACCAUAAACACAUUGCACGCUUUCCUGGCCUAAUGACACACGGAGAGUGUUCUGACCUGCGGUUCUGUGUGGGCUUUUGUGUGGGGGAGCGACUUUUACGCAUGUGGAACUUGGGAUCCAGAAUUAAUGACCAAACACUCACAUAUAAUGUGCACAAAGCGCACAUUGACGGCACAGCAGAGAUUGUGACCAUACAGAAAAACCCGAGGUAUGUAGUGUGUCGAAGUACACGUCCCGGUACAGUGAGGAUCUGGAAUGUGGCUCGGGUGCGACUGAAGGGUCGUCCUGUACAGGUGGAGCAUGGCCUGUUCUCAAGUUCAGACAUCGCUCUAAUACGAGACCUGAAAAUCUACAUACUGUCAGACCUAACUACCUCCAACUUUACUGACGCAGCUGUUUACCAGACCCUGUUGGUGUAUGACCUUCUGAAAAAGAGCUACAUCAAGAAACAAACUGGACUGUUCAUCGUGCCCUGUCCUCAGCAGGACUAUCAUCUCCUGGAGGGUGAAAUACUGCUGGGCCUUUCAGAAACACGGGAUCAUCUGAUAUUGUGGGAUCUGGACUCUGGCUAUAUUAAAGGACGUAUUAAGACGUCCUACAAAGAAAGCCUGCUCCUCAGCAUGGACACGGAUUCACAUAUAAUGCCCUCAAAGGAGAAGACAGGUAUUAAAACUGUCUAG